AUGAAGUUCUCCGCAGCGCUCUCCAUCUCGGCCGUCGCCGCCCUGGCCUCCGCCACGAACCACGAGGAGUCGCCGGCCAAGGCCUUGUUGCCUCUGCCCGCCGGCAUGAAGGGCCACGGCAUCACCGAGGGUUCGGACACCAACGUCAUUGUCAUUUGGGUCAACCCUGGUAACGGCGCCGACACCACCACUGUCAACCAGCAGGUCACCGUUACCGAGACUGUCGUCGUCGGGGGCGAGACACCUGCCGUCCACCCCCCUCCUGCGGCGCCUCCGGUCCACCCGCCUCCUGCUGCUGCUCCUCCGGCCGAAGCCAUGCCACCUGCGCACCCUCCUCCGGCCGCUGCCCCUCCCGUCCACCCUCCUGCCGAGGCUGUCCCCCCGACUCCCGCGCACCCUGGCGCCGAGACGCCCGCUGCCCCUGCCGCAGGCGCCACCCACAGCGUCACCGUCGGCGGCCCUGGUGGUCUUAUCUACGCCCCUGACCAGAUUCACGCUGCUGUCGGCGACAUGGUCAUCUUCACUUUCCUGAGCGCCAACCACACCACCACUCAGUCCAGCUUUGACCGGCCCUGCGACCCCCUGGCCGGUGGCAUGGACUCUGGCUUCAUUCCCAACCCUAACAACACUGUCGAGCCCCCUCCUCAGGUUGCCAUGCAGCUAACGGCGCCAGGGUUCUACUGUGCCCAGGGCCCUCACUGCGGCAAGGGUAUGGUCUUCUCCAUCAACCCUACUGCUGAGCGUACCCAUGCCAUGUUCCAGUCGAUGGCCAUUCAGCAGAAGGGUGAGGGUGCUGCCAGCCCCAUUACCGGCGGCUCGCCUGCUCCUCCUGCUGCCCCGCCUGCCGCCCCUCCUGCCGCUCCUCCCGCUGCCCCGCCUGCCGCUCCUCUUCCCGGCGCCACCGAUGCGCCCGUCGCGUCUCCCCCGGCUCCCGGCGGCGGCAACGGUGUCCAGAACGGCGUCGGCCAGAUCGACCAGAACGGCGCCUGCGUGUGCACCGUCCAGUGCGACAUGGGCUCGUUCCCCAACCUGGACAUGCAGGGCGUCGGUGCCGUCGGUGGCAUGGGUGGUUCGAUCCCCAUCGGCCAGCCCGUCCGCAAGAGGUGGUAA
This is a messenger RNA of Verticillium dahliae VdLs.17, 1110 nucleotides long. RefSeq lists its product as uncharacterized. The transcript has 2 exons. Bases 1 to 1110 code for a protein of 369 amino acids. NCBI's taxonomy places the organism in Eukaryota, Fungi, Ascomycota, Sordariomycetes, Glomerellales, Plectosphaerellaceae. The record is from RefSeq and is a predicted model, not a curated record.